AUGACGAAUGCACAGAAUACUCUGGCCACGAACGAAAACCUGGCGAGGAUACGCUUUUCCGUGGGUAUGGAUGCCUACAUCCAGCUGAACCCUUCAGCCCAGGGCGUCGUCCCUGGGCGCCUGAUGGCAACUACCAUCGAGGCCAUCAUCGGUGCUGUCUAUCUCGACCGUAAUAGAAAUACUAUGGACAUACGUCUCUUGGUUAUUCAUCUGCGCAUCAUGCCGACGCUCCAGGGAAUAGUCUUGGACCUUGACGAAGGGGACACCAUCGGUACCAGGCGUCCCUCUCGAGAAGGUCUGGAAAGCCUCUUUAUGAUGGCAUCUGGUGGUUAG
This is a messenger RNA of Penicillium canescens, 333 nucleotides long. RefSeq lists its product as uncharacterized. Lineage: Eukaryota; Fungi; Ascomycota; Eurotiomycetes; Eurotiales; Aspergillaceae. The transcript has 2 exons. The record is from RefSeq and is a predicted model, not a curated record. Gene Ontology annotation, biological process: RNA processing. Gene Ontology annotation, molecular function: ribonuclease III activity. The coding region runs from base 1 to 333 and encodes 110 amino acids.